This is a messenger RNA of Symbiodinium sp. CCMP2592, 2940 nucleotides long. Lineage: Eukaryota; Dinophyceae; Suessiales; Symbiodiniaceae. The record is from the annotation of a GenBank genome assembly.
AUGGAAAUGCUUGCAGCGGGCGUUGCUGGUGGCCUUUUCGGUUACAAUCGAGAAAACUUCUUCUUCGAUGGCGAGCAAAGGAUAAAGCGUGAGUACCAAGGUCAGCUGAUGCGAGUCAAGCAGUUCGAACUCUUCAGAGAAGACAUACGUGAUUUAAUGGAGCUCACGGUUGCCAAAAUGGACAACUACUUAAUUGUGAACACGAUCCAGAUUGGUCUCGUCGUGGUGCUCUUCACCGAGGGACGUCCGCAACCUGGCGUGUCUCCUCCGUGGCUGCUCUUCUUGUGGGCAGCCACUGGAGUCGGUUCCAUGAUGUACAUAACACUCUGCAUCUGGCUUGCGAUGCAUGCCUCAAUCUGUUCCCACUCUUUCUGUGUGCGGAUGCUGACGCAGCUGGUUCGUUUACCCAUCCCCAGCAAGGAGCAGAUGGACGCAGCACGUGUGCUGGCGACAGACUUCGAGGGUGCUCAGACGAGGGAGAUGUUCCGCGUACCGGUGGUAAAAGAGCAGCUCAAAAAGUUGCAAAGAAUCGUAGAUCAGGAAGCCUUCGAGGAAGACGCGGCAGACGCAAACGCAGACAUUUCCAACGAUGCCGCGGCAGAGGAGACCAUGCUGGACUCAGCGGGGCAGCCUGUGGCAACCGACACGCUCAGCCAUGUGAAGCUUUACAGGAGGAUGCAGGCCAACUGGCAAGCCUAUGACGCAUACGCGCGAGUGAGCAUGGCCCUGGGCACCAAUCAGUUCCUGCAGCAACUUGGCUACACCUGCCUCAUCGGCUUCGUGUCCGAGAAUGGUUCGGUGCUGCCUGGGAUGUGUUCGGUACUUAUAUUCAGCGUGUGUGCGGCACUUCUUGUCAGACUGGACCUUUAUGUGUCGUCCUACUCGUUGAUCUUGGCACUGGUCCUGAACACGCUGCCACCUUUCAUCACUGGCGUCUGCUUGAUUCUUCACUCACUGCAGAACACCUAUUUGAACCUUCUCGGUGACACGCUGGUACCUAUACCAGUCUUCCUCCACAUCAUGUGGCUGUUGGUGCUGCUUAUAUGGGCGCAGGGCAAGACCAUCAACGGCAUUGCACUGCCCACCACCUUUCGGGCCGUGCUUUACUUGGAUGUGUUUGGCUGGCUCAGCUCGCGACGUCAGGAGGAGAUCUCCUGGACUCGUCAACAAAGCCAUCGAUCAGUAGAGGAGCAGGAAGCUGCUGGAACGGGAGCCACGGCGUCCUUUCGCCUCAGCGUUGUCAGAGAAGAGGAGCCGCUGCAUUCUGAAAAUGUUCGCGUGCCCUUCCUGCCGAAUCCUGGUGCUGAAGAAGGAAGACGUGGACUUAAGACAUCCCUAGCACGCCUCUGCCGGGAGUUGAAGGCGGAGCUGCACCGCGACCUCUGCUGCUUCGAGCAAGACGGGCUCUCGAGCCUCAUGUCGGACUACGACAAGGAGGAGGUGAAGGCGAUGCGGCGUCUGAUGGAGCGCUUGGACGGGAAGCUUCAGGAGGCCGCCCCAGAGCCGAUGGAGGUCACUCUGCCGUCACAAGCAGAUUCUGUCUGGUUGAAGCUCGAAUGGAACACGGCUGGCCAUGGCAUGGCCUUCUAUCGCCGAGUGGACUCCGAGGACACCAGCAUAGUCUGGACGGAGCCGCCGGCCCCGGCGAAAAUCCUCGAGAUGAACGAAGUCAGGCAGAGGAUCGGCGCUUUGGAGGCCAAGGUCCAGAUGCUCGCGUCGCAGUUCCCAGCUCGGGAAGAAGAGGACUCCAUCGCUUCCGUCGCUUCUUCCUCGUCCUGCUCCGUGGCGCCUGAGCAUUCAAGGCCAGUUGGCUCUGCAAGUUCGACAACGUCCGGCGAGGUAGACUCUCUCUGGCACGGGGCGCCGGACUUGGAAGCUGGCGGCCCGUCCUCGGCACAGGAGACACGCUUCGCUGGCAGUGACGGAGCCGUGCAGCUCACCGAAGUUCGCCAACGCUCCUUCCGACCAAACGAGGCGGCAGCUGGAGGCUUCCAUCCACAUCGGGUACCUGAAAGUCGUGGUGAGCGUGACAGGCACAAAGAGCCUGGACGUUUGCCUUGGAGCACUGUUCAGCAAGGCAGCCUUGUCCUGAUCGCGGCCUGGUGUGCAGGAUUCGUGUGGACGGUGUUGCGGCUGCUGACUGACGUGGUCGACAUCCUGAAGCCACCGAGACCUGUGCCGCACCCGGAUCUGGAUCUUGUCUUUGCCGGGCCAUGGCCGCAGUUCUUCGAGCCUGAAGGGAUGUCGUGCCAGAUGGACGGUUCUGAGCCGAUGUUCUGGCUCGCGGAGAAAUACACUGUUCAUCAGCUGGUCGUCAACCAGAGCUGGACCGUUCACACCAGUCCUCAGGAGGCAGCAUGCUUGUCACAAGCACCAGAGUUUCACUCCUCUGGGCUGCGUGGAAUUUCCCUGCGAUGUGCAAAUGUGGCUCGCAAGGAGGCUUGUCUCCCGAUGCUGGUGGGUGCGGACGGCACCGUCCUGCUUUGCAACCACACCAUGCAAAGGCUGUACUUGCACGGCGAUGUUUCCCACGUGGCCGCAUCCGGCGAUGCUUCCGGGCUGUGGGCGAAGAGGUCGAAGGAUUUGUCUGCCGGCCCAGCAUUUUAUCGGCCACUCGACAGCGGAAAUCAAUCUGACCUAUCUGUUGCAGAGUACGUCUCCACCGUUGAGCUAGGCCAGCAGCCCGUCGCCAGAAAUCAGCACUGGAUGGAUACGCUGGAGGAUGGUGGCCUGCUGGCUCUCAGUGAUUUAGGAGUCCUCCAUGCAUGGAGGCCAGUCGCCAACUCGGCAUCGUGGCUUCCAUCAGGCUGGUUCUUCGACCUGCCCGAACUGGGGCUAAGGUGGCGGGGCCUCUGUACAGUGGGGACGACAGCCUUUCUGUUGGGAAAGAGUCCCGCAGCAGGCCGAGUGGAGCUCUGGAAGAUGCAGCUGCCGUCCUGA